UGCAAAGCUCAGAAUUUGCUAGAGAGAGCCUUGAAACACUAUCACUUCAGCUCAAACUCAAAUAACAACUAGAAAAACGAUGGCAGACUAUACAACUUACCAAACAAGCUUGGAUGAGAGAUUCACCUUUGUCAAGCAAGCAGGCAAAGGCACCUACGGAACAGCUUGGAUUGCAGAUGACAAGACCAAUGGAGAAAGAGUGGUUAUCAAAGCUAUUAACAAGGCAACCACUAAGAGAGCUGACUUCAAGAGAGAGUUGAAAUACAGCAAGCAUCUUGGAAAGCAUGCAAACAUCAUCACUACUCGUGACACAGCCUUUGAGACCAAGACCUCCUAUGUAAUGGUGCAGGACUUUGCAGAGGGUGGAGAUCUGUUUGAUGCCAUAGAGCCUGAAGUCGGCCUCCCAGAGCACAAAGCAAGAAAGUACAUUUACCAUGUUGCAAAAGCUGUCGAAUUCAUGCACAGCAAGAAACUAGUCCACCGAGAUAUCAAGCCUGAGAACAUCGUUCUCGGAGACCAAGAAGGUUCUUUUGUGCAGCUGAUCGAUUUCGGAAUGACGCUUCGAUUUGGAACCCAUGUACCACGAGUUUGUGGAAGUAUCCCUUACACUUCUCCCGAGAUCUGCAAUGCUUCCGACGAUACCGGCUUCUUUGUGGACUCCUCGUGUGAUGUGUGGUCAGUGGGUGUUCUCCUCUUCUGUAUGCUCACCGGCAGCUUCCCCUGGGAACAGGCAACACUCUCAGACCCAAACUACUACGAAUUCGUACAAUGGCAAAACGGAAUCACAAUCAAACCCCCUCGAAUGUGGCAGAAAUUCUCCCCCAAACUUCUCUCUCUGCUCACUCGUCUCUUGGCCAUGGACCCCCAAGACCGAUGUGCCAUCAAGGAGGUGUACAAGUACAUCAACGACCCGUGGUUUAUCAGUGCAAAUAUCCCCCUUAGCGACAGCGGGGUGAACAUCUACCAGCAACUCAACAACAUGAUGGACCUAUCUGAUGAAGAAUAUUCCUAUGGACUAAGUGCUGAUGUCGUAUUUCCCACGUCAACUCACCACUUGCACCUGACCCCCGUUACGGCCUUCUGAACUGACAAUGAAUAAUUCGACUGAACAACUAACUGUCUCUGAACCAAGUCACUCGAACAUCGAAUCAAUCGAGCUACAAUCUGGAGAACUAAUAAUAGCUCAAACUGGGAAGAGCUGUUUUAUUUAUUUUUUAUGACAAUCAACAUGCAGGUAUUAUCAUGAUCAAUCUCAACCAACCAAUCAAUCUCAUUUAUUGUAUAUAUCUUUAAUUUUACAGAAUGUAUUAUAGCUUUAUUUAUUUUUGUGGCUUUCUGGUGCUGGUCACUGGGCCUCUUUAAUUUUUACUGUAACUAUACGAGUGUAUAUACGUAUGUACCAAUAAUUAAAAGAAUAAGAAUAAUUUGAAACAAGAAAA
This is a messenger RNA of Halichondria panicea, 1439 nucleotides long. RefSeq names its product serine/threonine-protein kinase SBK1-like. Gene Ontology annotation, biological process: peptidyl-serine phosphorylation; peptidyl-threonine phosphorylation. The record is from RefSeq and is a predicted model, not a curated record. The transcript has a single exon. Bases 80 to 1084 code for a protein of 334 amino acids. Gene Ontology annotation, molecular function: protein serine/threonine kinase activity; ATP binding. NCBI's taxonomy places the organism in Eukaryota, Metazoa, Porifera, Demospongiae, Suberitida, Halichondriidae.